This is a messenger RNA of Brachypodium distachyon (stiff brome), 2556 nucleotides long. Its product is annotated as calcium-dependent protein kinase 28. Bases 632 to 2203 code for a protein of 523 amino acids. The transcript is spliced from 7 exons. Gene Ontology annotation, cellular component: cytoplasm; nucleus. Gene Ontology annotation, biological process: peptidyl-serine phosphorylation; intracellular signal transduction; protein autophosphorylation. NCBI's taxonomy places the organism in Eukaryota, Viridiplantae, Streptophyta, Magnoliopsida, Poales, Poaceae. The record is from RefSeq and is a predicted model, not a curated record. Gene Ontology annotation, molecular function: ATP binding; calmodulin binding; calcium ion binding.
AUUUCGGAACAGAAGUUUCCGACCACGGUUGUCUCUUCUUCCUUCCCCCUCUCCUUCUUCCCUCUCCGAACGGAGAGAAUAAUAGAUAACCAUCGGCAUGUUCCCCCCACAUGCCCGAACAAUUCGUCCCCAUUUGCAAUUUGCAAGCCCAAUCCACCCAGAGACCCGAUGAGCCACUGAGCCAUCGAAGCCAAUAGAUUUACACCUCGCAUGGAGCCGAAAUUCAAUCAUGGCGUGUGAUCUCGCCUGAAAUCCCUACAAGAAUCCAUCCAGGAAGAAGAGGAGGAGGAGCAUAGGCAGAACAAUCCAAUUGUUUCACAUUUUCUCAUCGUCGGAGUCUCGAUAAACCUCCGCUAAAGCUCCUCUCUUAGCCCCGGUCCCCGGAUCAUCAUCUGUUCCGCCAAGAAUCCCCACCCGGUCGCUCCAAGAUCCAAUUCUUUUUGAGUGAUCCAAUCGCGAUCCCUGUGAAUUUCCUAGGCAAGGAAAGGAAGAAGCCAAGGAUCGUGUAGAGAAGCGGGGAAGAGCUUCUAUUUUUGAUCGGUUGUUGGUGGGGGAUUCGGGGCUCGCCGCUGUUUUUUUUUUCCCAACAAGGGAAGAAAGGGGAGAGAGAGAGGCACAACCGUCCGCGCCAAUGCAGCCGGACCCGAAAGGCCCUGGCAGGGGGAAGGGGGGCGGCAAUGCGCACGCGCGGCUGCCGCCGCCGGUGACGGCGCCGUCGGUGGGGCGGCCGGCGUCGGUGCUGCCGCACAAGACGGCCAACGUGCGCGACCACUACCGCAUCGGGAAGAAGCUGGGGCAAGGGCAGUUCGGCACCACGUACCUGUGCGUGGCCAAGGAGGACGGCGGCGAGUACGCCUGCAAAUCCAUCCCCAAGCGGAAGCUGCUGUGCCGGGAGGACUACGAGGACGUGUGGCGCGAGAUCCAGAUCAUGCACCACCUCUCCGAGCACCCCAACGUCGUCCGCAUCCGGGGCGCCUACGAGGACGCCCUCUUCGUGCACCUCGUCAUGGAGCUCUGCGCCGGCGGCGAGCUGUUCGACCGCAUCGUCGCCAAGGGACAUUACAGCGAGCGCGCCGCCGCGCAGCUCAUCAGGACCAUCGUCGGGGUGGUGGAGGGGUGCCACUCGCUUGGCGUCAUGCACCGGGACCUCAAGCCGGAGAAUUUCCUGUUCGCGAGCACCGCCGAGGACUCCCCGCUCAAGGCCACCGACUUUGGGCUCUCCAUGUUCUAUAAGCCCGGCGAUAAAUUUGCAGAUGUUGUUGGCAGCCCCUAUUAUGUUGCACCUGAGGUGCUCCUAAAAAGCUAUGGCAUGGAAGCUGAUGUCUGGAGUGCCGGAGUAAUUCUGUACAUUUUGCUCUGUGGUGUGCCGCCAUUUUGGGCAGAAAGUGAGUCAGGAAUCUUCAGGCAGAUUCUGCGAGGUAAACUUGACUUGGAAACUGAACCAUGGCCUAGUAUCUCUGAUAGUGCUAAAGAUCUAGUUCGUAAGAUGCUUACCCGAGAUCCUACAAAGAGACACACUGCUCAUGAAGUUCUAUGUCAUCCAUGGAUUGUUGAUGAUUCUGUAGCACCUGAUAAACCUAUUGAUUCUGCUGUUUUGUCAAGACUGAAACACUUCUCUGCAAUGAACAAACUCAAGAAGAUGGCAUUGAGGGUAAUUGCUGAAAGUCUAUCUGAGGAGGAGAUCGGUGGCUUAAAGGAAUUGUUCAAAAUGAUUGACACCGACAAUAGUGGGACGAUAACUUAUGAAGAACUGAAGGAUGGCUUGAAAAGGGUGGGCUCUGAUUUAAUGGAACCUGAAAUCCAGUCUUUAAUGGAUGCGGCUGAUAUUGACAACAGUGGAAGCAUUGACUACGGUGAAUUCUUAGCGGCUACGUUGCACGUGAAUAAACUGGAAAGGGAGGAAAAUUUGGUGUCAGCAUUCUCAUUCUUCGAUAAGGAUGGAAGUGGCUUCAUAACAAUUGAUGAGCUCUCACAAGCAUGCGAAAAGUUUGGUCUUUCUGAUGUUCAUCUUGAGGAUAUGAUGAAAGACGUGGAUCAAAACAAUGAUGGACAAAUUGAUUACAGCGAGUUUGCCGCAAUGAUGAGGAAGGGUAAUGCUGGCGGAUCUGGCACUGUUAGUGGAGCUGUUGGGACAGGAAGGAGAACCAUGAGGAACAGCCUGCUUGUGAAUCUCGGUGAUAUCUUCAGACCAGGCGAAAACUAACUCGCAUCAGAGGGUUCUGCCCUCCAGAUACACUAUUGUCUGAAGUUUUCCAAUGCUAUCAUCUGGGCCGAUCAAAAUGCGUGAUUUAGUAACGCGCCUGUUACUUGUGCCGCUGGGAUGUUGUUGAAUUUUACUAGUAGUACAUCUAAUAGUUAGAGGAGGGCUACAUGGUGUUCUCUUUUAGUGUAACAAGAUUUAGGUGCUGGACCUGGACAUAAUACGCUAUGUUGCUUAUUGCUUUCACAUUGUUGAUAAAUUCAUGUUUUGUAUCCAUACUCAACUUUGUUGUUACAUUAACGCGCAUAUUCUUGUUUGUAUUUUUCAUAAGUGUGGAGUUUUUUCCUCCCCAUAUA